This is a messenger RNA of Neltuma alba, 2558 nucleotides long. RefSeq lists its product as uncharacterized. The transcript is spliced from 8 exons. The coding region runs from base 1035 to 2192 and encodes 385 amino acids. NCBI's taxonomy places the organism in Eukaryota, Viridiplantae, Streptophyta, Magnoliopsida, Fabales, Fabaceae. The record is from RefSeq and is a predicted model, not a curated record.
UUGCUCUGGCUUCUGUUUGAGAUAUUGCCAUUUGAAACGUAAUUAUGUAGUCAUGUUAGGUGUACUAUCAUUUUCCUGUUUAUUUCCAUAAUGCUUGUCUAACUUUUUAGAGUCAUAAAAAACUAAAUAAUUGUUCCCCCCCUCAUGUUAAUCCACUAUAUAUAUGAUAAAACAACAAAUGAAUGGAAUUCCUUUUCAGAAUGUUUAAGAAGAUUAAUGAUCUCCAUAGCACACAUGAUAUAAAGGAAAAUUCAGCAAGAGGAAUUCUUCUGUAGGUUCUCCACAUAUCCCUUGGCCCUUUCAAUUCACUGUCUGCCGCCCUUCCUGCCCAAUCUGUCUUGAUCUCCUCUCUUCUGUUUCAUCUUCACUGUGAUCAUCUGAGUUCAGCAUCACGCAUUUUGCACCUUUGCCUUCUUUCUUGUCUUAUAGGUGUUCUCCAUGGUUGUGGUUUUGUCUCUGACUGUCAUCUCUACUCUCACGUUUGUGGCUCCAUAGAUCUGCAGCUAGGGUCGACAGUCCUCUGUUGCCUGGAUCUGCAGGUUCCUCCUCUUCUGUCCUCUCCUCCACUAUUGUCAUGUCCUCCUUCAUUUGCUUUGAGCUUUGCCGUCAUUAUUCCUUCUUCCUCUCCUCUCUCCUAUUGUCACCAGUCCCUCUUCAUUUACAUGCCUCAAGUUUGUGUAUGUGUCAUUCACCGAUGAAAGAUGAUUUUUUCGGUAAUGAUAUUUUUUUGGUGCAAAUUUAUUUGUCAGCGAGGUUUGAAUUGUUAGAUUUCUUCUUUCCCACACUAGAAUUUGGGUUCUGGAUUUUUUCUAAUUUUUAUUGUUUGAAUGAAUUUCAAGGAAUAAUAGUAAAAAUAAUUGUUGGUUUGGCUGAACAGUCUCCCAGCCUGGGAGACCGAGCUGGAUCCAGUCCAACACCGAGUUUGUUCUGGGUUGGACCAAACCAUGGUCUAACAUGUCAAGGCCAAAGGGAUUUCAAACCAAACCUUGGGUUAGAUAGAAAUCCGGUCUGCUGCAGAUGAGAACAUAGCAGGCAUGAAAAUGAAAAUAUGCAGUGGAUGGCGUCGGUUUCUGUUUGGUCUUCCUCUUAUUUUCUUUCUUCCCCAUCUGUUAUCUGUCAUGGAGUUGCACCAAAACUCAAGCAUGCAGGAACCCCAGAAGAAACUUCAAAAGAAAUUUGAUCAUCUGGUUCUUGGUUCUGCUGCUGGUCAAGGCUUGGCUAAUCGUUUGCAAUGCCAAGGAACUAAGUCUCUCAACAAGACUCACUCUUCUCAUAAUGUGUCACGUGCUGAGGACAUUGCAUUUGUCACUGUCUUUACCAUUUACAAUUCUUCUGCUAGCAACGUAGAUGAUAGAUCAUCAAACACAGUUAUUGGGGAUUCUUCAUAUAAUAAGGUGCAGAGGUCAAUGGCCGUGUUGAAUGUCUUCAUUAACUUCGUUCAGGUGACAAUGCCCCAGAGCAGCGUGAUCAUUCUUACUGACCCAGCAUCUGACUUUUCAUUGCACAAAAAUAGGGUCUUUCUUUAUCCUAUUCAAGGUGAAUAUUCACGAGACAAGUUGAUGCUUCAAAGGAUCAGGUCUUACAUUUUUUUUUUAGGAACCAAGCUUCAGGAGCUUUCUCAGAGGCCAGCAAGUACCACACACUAUAUUUUCACUGAUUCUGAUAUAGCAGUGGUUGAUGAUCUGGGACAUGUUUUCCAUGACCACCAAAAUUUUCAUCUCGCGUUGACCUUCAGGAACAAUAAGGCUCAACCUUUGAAUUCAGGAUUCAUUGCAGUGAGGGGUACUGCUGAUGCAAUUUUGAGGGCAAAGCUUUUCCUACAAGAGGUUUUGAAAAUUUACAGCUCAAAAUACAUGAAUGCUUCUCGGAUGCUUGGUGAUCAAUUAGCUCUUGCUUGGGUCGUGAAGUCCCAUCCUUCUUUUGAUGCCAGCAGGUUUUCAAAGCCCCUGUCUUUCACUGAAGACAUUGGUGGUACUUCGGUACUGUUCUUACCUUGUGCCAUAUACAACUGGACACCACCUGAGGGUGCUGGUCAAUUUCAUGGCAUGCCCUUGGAUGUUAAGGUUGUACAUUUUAAAGGAUCAAGAAAACGCCUAAUGCUCGAGUCUUGGAACUUCUAUAAAUCCUCUCCCAUCAUUGAAGACAUGUUAUGCCUCAUUCUGGCAAGUGGACGAACCAAGUAUGAUUUUUGAAGUUCACUGGAGAAUUACUUGAUAUUUUGUGCAGACAUGCCUCACAACUUAGGAGAAUGGUAUAGCAGGAAAUUUUUUCACCCAGAUAUAUCCACCCCAGCUUCAGGUGUGGUAGAUUUGUUAUUUUCACGAGAGUUCUUGGCAUAUUUGUAAGACAAAUAUUUCACUCAGACUCUGAAGAUAAUAUAGAAUGUAAUGGUACUCUCAUUUAUGACUUCCCUUUUGCGUCCUUUUGCCGAGGAGAUUGUAGAUGGCAUAGUACUUGUGGGGUUUUUUCAAAGAUAGCUAGUGUGGGUCCGAAGUCUUAAAAAAUAGCUUUAUUACUCAUUUAUGAAUAAUAUAGUUUAUUAGAGUUUUUAUAUUGCC